Molecule: messenger RNA, 1194 nt
Organism: Hansenula ciferrii
Lineage: Eukaryota; Fungi; Ascomycota; Saccharomycetes; Phaffomycetales; Wickerhamomycetaceae
Gene: RSO55
Product: Rso55p
Exons: 1
Coding region: 1-1194 (397 amino acids)
Biological process (GO): translational termination
Cellular component (GO): mitochondrion
Molecular function (GO): translation release factor activity
Source: RefSeq, a predicted model, not a curated record
AUGGAAAUCAUUGGAAAAGUAGGUGAUUUGGGUAUUCAGAUGCUGUUGUUUGGUCGUUCAUUGUGCUCUAAAGGUGUGGUUUACUCUGGGCUCAAGGUGACAGGUUUCCCCUUGGUGAGAGCGUUUUCUCAGAGCUUUAAAAGCUUAGAAUAUGACAGAUUUAAUGAUGAAAGAUUUAAAAGUAAACAAAAUAAUAGAAAUGUUGGGAAAAAAGGAGGAAAAGAUACCAUGAAAGGUAGAGAAGAGAGAGGUUAUGAUAGAUUUAAUGAUGAAAGAUUCAAAGGUGUUGGUAAUAAUAGAUAUUUUGGAAGAAUUAGGGAAGAAGAUGCCAUGAAAGGUAGAGAAGAAAGAAGAAGGAGAUUUAAAGGGGAUCCUGAUGAUCCAGAUGCUCCUAAAAAGCGUGGACCUCAUAGAAGGAUUAUUGUUAGACCAAAUAGAUUACCACCAAGACCAACUAUUGAUGAAUCUGAAUUUACAGAAGUUUUCAUUAAAGGUGGUGGACCAGGUGGUCAAAAAAUUAACAAGACAAAUUCAAAAGUUCAAUUAAAACAUAUAGAAUAUGGUAUUGUUGUUGAUUGUCAAGAAACAAGAAGUCGUGAACAAAAUAGAAAAAUCGCUAGAGAGAAAUUAGCAUUAGAAGUUGAUGCUAUUAGAAACCCAAAAUUUAAUAGAAAAAUUGCAUUAGAAGCAUUUGAAAGGAAAAAAGCUAAAUUAGCUAGAGAGAAAACUGAAAGAUCAAGAGAAAAAAUGGAAAAAUUAAAGAGACAAAAAGAGGAAUUAGCUCAACGUGAAGAAGAAGCAAGACAAAUGUUUGUUGAUCCAGAAGUUGAUUAUGAAUUAUUAGAAUAUCAAACAAAAGAAGUUAGAGAUAAAAUCCUUGCUGAAAGUCGUGAGCGUAUGUUACGUAAAUUAGAAAUUGAAGAACAAGAACAACCUCUUGAAACUAUCAUAGCAGGUGUUGUUGGUCAAUUACCUGGACAUUCUAAAGAAGAUAGAAAACUAGAGAAAACUUUAAAACAAAGACGAAAGAAUUUAGAAAGAAAUCAUGAAGGACCAAUAUCUGAAGAAGAAUUAACAAAAGAAUUGGAAGAACAAGAUUUUGAACAGUUGAUUACAGGAUCUAAGAAAACAAAUAGAUCAAUGAAGACAUUCAUGUUGAGACCAGAUGAAGAUCAAAAUCCAAAAAAUAAAUGA